Molecule: messenger RNA, 789 nt
Organism: Ipomoea nil (Japanese morning glory)
Lineage: Eukaryota; Viridiplantae; Streptophyta; Magnoliopsida; Solanales; Convolvulaceae
Exons: 3
Coding region: 1-789 (262 amino acids)
Source: RefSeq, a predicted model, not a curated record
AUGGUGGAUAUUCGAAAGGCGUAUGAUACAGUCAGUUGGGAUUUCUUGAGAGAGGCUCUAGAGGGAUUUGGCUUCCCGUCUAUUUUCACAGGUUGGAUAAUGGAAUGUGUCCAAACGGCAUCUUUCUCGGUGAGCAUUAAUGGCAAUAUAAAGGGCAAGUUUAAUGGGGAAGCGGGGACUGAGGCAAGGAGAUCCCAUGUCGCCGAUGCUUUUUACUUUAUGCAUGGAAUAUUUCUCGAGGAUGCUGAAAAGGGUGAUACUAGCUCGGUGGAAAUCUUGAUGCAAGCUCUCAAUGAACUGGAAGGGACUUCGGGAUUAGCUAUCAAUGCUACCAAGUCCAAAUUGUUUUGUGCAGGGGUACGGGAGGACCUUAGCUUCACCCGAAUCCCAGCAGGUACCCUUCCAGUGAGAUACCUCGGUGUCCCGCUAGAUGCCCAGAAAUUGAGGGUAUCAAAUUAUGGGCCCCUUUUUGAUUCAAUUAACAAAUACAUCUCUGUUUGGAAGGGUUUUUGUUUGUCCUAUGCAGAAAAUUCUUGUGGGGUGGGAAAGCGAGCUCUUGUUGCAUGGGAUGUGAUAUGCAAACCUAAAGAUGAGGGAGGGCUGGGUUUGAGAAGCUUGAAACACUGGAAUGAAGCAUUCAUGACAAAAAUCAUUUGGAAUAUCCAUGCCCGAAAGGAGACCUUGUGGAUUCGUUGGGUCCAUGACUUCUACUUAUCUAACAAGGAUUUCUGGACAUGGAAACCAGGGGAGGGAGGACUCUGCCUUAAUGAGAAGUUUAACAAAAAUUAG